Molecule: messenger RNA, 3356 nt
Organism: Hypoxylon trugodes
Lineage: Eukaryota; Fungi; Ascomycota; Sordariomycetes; Xylariales; Hypoxylaceae
Exons: 4
Coding region: 288-3107 (939 amino acids)
Source: RefSeq, a predicted model, not a curated record
GUGCUUGAAAUGGCUCCAAUAGACAGUAAUAAAUCACAGCCUGAAGAUGGAGUUUCUUUUUCCUUCCCGGUACUGGUUUCUCAAGUAGAGCUAUUCAGAUGGAUCCCUUGUCUAUCACCACUGGCAUAGCUGGAUUAAUUUCGCUAGGCCUUCCGGUAUCUAGUGGACUCAUUCAAUACUGCAAGGUGUACCGGUCUCAGCAUAAAGACAUUGAUCAAUUGACGUAGCAUACACAAGAGCUCGAAUCAUUUCUCAAUCUGACCAAGACUCUAAACUUCGAGCCACAUAUGGACGUCUUCGACUCCCUCCAAAGGUGCCGAGAUGCUUGCUUACAUGAUUUCAAACAGCUCAAGACGAAGUAUUUCAGCGAACAAGCUAACAGGAGCAUCAGUGACCAUGGCCGAAAUAUGGUUCGCAAACUAAAGUACUCUUUUAACAGAGAGGAAUUUGAGAACCUGCAGCGUCGGCUUCAAGAAUUCCAUAUUCUAUUGAUUGGAUACUUGCAGUUAAUCGGCCUUGACGCUACGCGGGACAUACAAAGUGUGGUGCUAUCCGAAUCUACCAAGGUAUCCGUGGCUAUCGAAUCAACACGAGCACAACUUCAGUCCUCUAUUUCAGACGCUGGACAGGUAGUAACCGGUGCAAUACACAAUGGAAUGACACGGCUGGAGUCAACAUUCCAAGGCAGCUUUCGAGAUAUCACCGAUCGGCUCGAAGAGAUCCAAGGACGGUAUGCCUCAGAAUUGAUGAGCAAUCUGGACCGUUGGUUUAAAGGGCAGACCGAAGACUCUUCUCUUUAUCGCCAAACAUUCAAUAGGCUGGCUGCAAGCUACAAUAUGAAUGCUAGUAGGAUAUCCAUUAAUACGUCGGAUCGAAAUAUUAUGGACUUAGGCCCGUUUUACGGUAGUCUUAGAGUAUCACCGACAAUACAUCACCCAGGGGGGCCUCAAUAUUGGUCCACCAAACGCAAGAAGUACCAAUUCUCCGUACGGUUUAAAGUUUUCAGAAGACUCCUCACAGCUUCCUUAGGAGCUGAAUGUUCUUCGCUACUAAGGAUGCGCAUCUUGCAAAUAUACCAUAACCUCAUAGUUUGCACCACAGUACCAAAUAACUCCCCCGCGUUUAUGGUAGUACGCAGGAUCUAUAUUCGCCGUGACUGCCCCGGAAUACAAGACUUCAAGACUUUGUUGGAUGAUGGCUUAAUCGAAUUGCAACAAAUUUUUGAUAGUGGGAAAGGGUGGCCGACUGACAUCAAUUCGACCGGGGUGAGCUUGCUACACCAUGUUGCGAAAUUCUGCACCGAUUCGGGACAAAAUUUAUGGCAUUUCUCCCGAUUCGUUCGCGAAUUGAUAAACAUGGGGCUACCACUAGUCGAGGACGUAGGCGAGUCGGGGCAUACCUGGGACUGUUGGCACACCCGGGACCAUCUUCUGGAACUCUUUUUACGAAGCCACUAUAGGAAUCGCGAUUUGAAUGUCAACUGUAUGAUCGAUGACCUUUUGGGAGCGGGCGCUCAUAUCAACGAGAUGUCUUGGUGUGUGGUUGUCUCGAUACUGUCGUUGGAAAAUUCCGGUCUCUACCAUUUUUUAUCAUCCACCCAGUUCCAUGACCAAGUGCUGCUUCGCUCAGAGAGCGAAGUUAUUCGUCUUUUAAACCGAGACCACUCUCUACUAUACCAACGCAACGAACAUGGUCAAACGGCAUUCCACCUAGCUACAAAUUGGCCUAGAGGGCUUGAAAUCCUGAUUCAAUUCGCGGAUAAGGAAACCGACUCUUUAAUUAACAUUAGAGAUAAUCUCGGAUUCUUCCUUCACACUAUCGGCUACAGCGCUCUUGAUUAUUCUAUCGAAUUAAGAAAUGUUGAUUCCGUUAGGUUACUGCUUCGUGAAGGGGCAGGUAUCAGCACAAAAACAUUUCGUCGUCUGAGCAGGCCGAAACUCACGAUAGAAAUCGAAGAGAUCGAGUCUACGGUAGCGAAAAGUCUCGUGAGUCAACGCAUAAAUUUGUCACAACUGGCCUUGGAUGAAAUCCCUGCUGGUGUGGCUGACGAUCUUGGCUUGAAUGGAGUUGCUCUCCUCGAUGAUAAGGCCUUUAACGUCGCAGAAGCUCUCAGGCACCAGGGAGUUCGGCUUCGCACUAAAUCCGACGACCUCGCUCCGGUAUCUGUCUACCACUGGCACGGACUUAAUGCUUCGAUAUCUCAGAAGCUAUUCGAUGCAGGUUUCCGCGACCCGAAUGUAGCUUAUCAAGGCCACAGCCCACUGGUGGUACAUGCAGCCUAUUAUCGUAAGUAUGAUGAUCCUCAGCUCUUCCAACUUUAUUAUUGGUUCAAGGAACACGGGGCUGAUAUAUACGCCCCUGUUCCGGUGCACAAUAAUCGCACCCCCGAAGUCGACGACUAUCCAGAAGAAAGCCGGCCGUAUUCUAUCUACCCAGUGACUCAUCUCAUAGCCGACAACCUAGGCUAUGCUUCCUUAAGGGACGUGCUUUCGAAUUCACCUAAUAGGAUAUUGUUACCACUUAGUAAUCCAGCCCCUGGAUUGCUAAGUUUGCUUUGGGACGAAACGCACGAUCCUUGCCUCUGCUAUUGUACGAUUGGCGGAUGUACUUCAGCCUCGAAAUAUGCGUAUGGAGGUUUUGUCUACAGAGGUUCUCCAUCUAGGUUAACCAAACUUGAGGAGAAACUUAAAUGUAUGACACAUUGGCUAGGUGAGAUGACAAUGCGCGAUCAUGAAAGUUGUAGGGUGGCGAUGGACUUGAUUCGUGUGAUCACGUUCGAAACGCUCAAUAUGACACACACUUGUUGCCAUUGUGGACAUGAACCUCGGGUCGACGAUAAUUUCGCAGAAAUACCUGGAAUGGUUCAUUUGGAAGAGCCAGAAGAGGUUGAGGAAAUACGGGAGGAAGAAAAGCACCUCGCAGAACUUCUAGGAAAGCUCAUGGGGGAAUUCGAAUCCAAAUUCCGGGAGUUGGAUGUACCUUUUGGCUGUUUCGUAGAAGAAUAUUUCUUUCCAAGAAUAAAGGAAAUCGAGAAGGAGAAAGACAAGCUAUCGGUGGAGACAACCAGCGCGAUGCGGAAGAUUGGAGUCGUGCUUCAUGAAACAUGAAAUUUCUUGGAGAAAAGGCAUACAAAAUCCAUUCUAAUAAUGCUUUAAAUGCCACCUAUUUUCUCAGUCGUGAAGCGGGCGGACAUAAUUCUAACGAUACUGUUUUUAUAAUCUCAACUAUUUAAAGUAAAUUAUGUACAUAUCCGUAUGAAGAUCUAAUGAUUAAAUCUAUGUCGACGUCGUCGACGUUUAUUUUUAGAUCCGAUGUGGUAUGGAUAUUAGGUACCGUAAGGGUACUUUCAGCGGUCC